Messenger RNA from Parasteatoda tepidariorum (common house spider), 980 nucleotides. NCBI's taxonomy places the organism in Eukaryota, Metazoa, Arthropoda, Arachnida, Araneae, Theridiidae. The record is from RefSeq and is a predicted model, not a curated record.
GUUAUCACUGGACUCACAGUUGUUGCACUUUACACACAGUUGUAUUAUAUGUAAAGCAAAAUGAAAAUUUAAUUAGUGAAAGCUUUUGUUUCCUCUCAGAUGAUAUGGAUCAUGACGUGCCACUAGUAUACCAAACACAAAAGCUAAUGAUGCAAUAUUUGAGUGAAAAUUUUCUGAAUGUGAUAAAUGUUGAAUAUUUCACUGAUGGCUGCGCUGGUCAAUACAAAAAUUGCAAAACUCUUUUAAAUUUGUGUUACCACGAAUUUGAUUUUUAUGGAAUAAGCGCAAAAUGGAAUUUUUUUGCUACCAGCCACGGAAAGUCUGCCUGUGAUGGAAUAGGUGGAACAGUUAAAAGGCUUGUGUCAAAAGCAAGUUUGCAAAGACCAUUGCAUGAUCAAAUAAUUAAUGUACAUAAGAUGCAUGAAUAUUGUAAGAGUAAUAUAAAAGGUAUACACUUUUUUUUCAUCAGCAACAUUGAAAUGAUUAAACUGCGUAAAGAAUUAUUUAAGCGACUGCAGCAUGCAAAAACAGUUUCAGGUACAAGAAGUAUGCAUUUUUUUCAACCAGAAGGUAAUAUGCAAAUCAAAGGGAAAAGGGUAAGUACUGAUGAAGAAUUUUCAAUCACUGCCUCUUUAGAUUCCAGUACUAACAACAAUUUUGAUGUUCCAUCUGUACAUAGCUAUGUGGCAUGUGUUUAUGAUGCAAAUUGGUAUAUUGGAAUGGUUUUGAAAGUUCAUGUGGAAGAAGGAGAUGCUACAAUUAAAUUCAUGCAUCCACAUGGCCCAUCCCUUUCAUAUUAUUGGCCAAAAAGUGAUAGUUGCAUAGUUCCUUUUACAAAUAUUCUUUGUACAGUUGACAUUAAUACCACAACAGGAAGAACAUACAAGCUCAAUGAUGAAUCAAACACUUCAGUGUGUAAACAAUGGAAAAAAUAUUUUUCUGCAACAGCAAAAUAGAUUUAAAGAACUAACGGCGUCUGA